Messenger RNA from Plasmodium knowlesi strain H, 1920 nucleotides. RefSeq names its product ribosome assembly protein 4, putative. Gene Ontology annotation, molecular function: protein binding. The record is from RefSeq and is a predicted model, not a curated record. Gene Ontology annotation, cellular component: nucleolus. The transcript has a single exon. The coding region runs from base 1 to 1920 and encodes 639 amino acids. Gene Ontology annotation, biological process: ribosomal large subunit assembly. NCBI's taxonomy places the organism in Eukaryota, Apicomplexa, Aconoidasida, Haemosporida, Plasmodiidae.
AUGGAAGAAGAGGAUGGCGGAAGCGAUGGGAUGAACAAACAAAUCCUCAUCCAGUUUGUGAACCACGAAAACAAGUCGACAGGCCCAGUAAUCAACGUGCCCCUGAGCAUAACAAAGGAAAACUUGGAUCAACUCAUAAACGAUUUGAACGCGAAAAAUGAAAAUUCUAUUCAAGACGAUGACCAACAAGAAAAUAUCAGCUACUCCUUUAUGAUUAAUGAUAAAUUGGCUAUAAAAAAUAACUUGUAUGACACCAUAAAGGAUAAUACUAUAAGUAGUGAAGAUAUUUUACGUAUAAAAUAUUUCCCUUUAAAUAUUUUUAAAAUAAAAAGAAUUACAACGUGCAAUGCUACCUUACCUGGUCAUACGAAUUCAAUUCUCUGUUUAGCAUUCAGUCCAAAUAGUUCCCAUCUAGCUACGGGCGCAGGGGAUAACACAGUUAGGUUGUGGGAUAUCAAUACAAAAACACCAAUCGUAACGCUAAAGGAUCACACAAACUGGGUGCUAUCUGUUCUGUUUUCUCCCGAUAAUCAAUUCCUGGCUACUGCGGGUAUGGAUCAAAAUGUCUUUAUAUACGAAACGCACACGGGAAAAUUAUUAAAUAAAUUAAGUGGACACAAAAAGGAAGUUACAACGUUAUGCUUUGAGCCACUUCACUUGCUCAACAAAAGUUCCAUACAAAGAAGUGCGACUGAAAUGAAGAAAAGGAAGAAGGAAAACGAAGCGGAAGAGGAUACAAGGAAUGGGUCCAAAAGGGGGAAAUCCGACGCAGAACCGGAAUUGUGUAACUCCACUGGUGGCCACCAAAAUGGAGAAAACGAAUUACCUAGUGAAGAUGCAAAAGAAAAUAAAAGCAAAAAGGGAGAGGAAAGUAAGGUGAAGGGUAAUCAAAACGACCCAAAUAGUAACAACACCGAAGAAGCCCCUCCAAAAAGUGCAUACUUCCUAAAAUGCAGACUUGCCAGUGCAGGCAAGGAUGGCUGUAUCAGGAUAAACAACGUAAUGAACAAUAGCGUAGAGAAGGUUCUGACCGGACACACAAACACAAUCACGUGCAUACUGUGGUCUGGCAUGGACGAACAAAAUUCCAGGAUCUAUAGCAGCUCUAGAGACACCACUAUCAAAAUAUGGAACCCUAACGAAGGGACGCUGAUUCACAAUUUUAAGGGACACAAACACUGGGUUAAUUGUUUGUCUAUAAACGCAGAACGGAUAAUAAAAAAUGGCAUUUACAAUCUUGAUGUUAUCAUAAACAAAAUACAUAUAGAAAAUCAAAUAGAAAAAUCGAAAAAAAUUUAUAAAAAUUUUUUCCAAAGCAUAAAGAACGAAAAAAUAGUAAGUGGUUCGGACGAUGGAACUCUUUACCUUAUUGACUGUCUACCAAAUGAUGAAUUCAAACCUACCAGAUUAAUAGGUCAUCAGAAGACAGUUAUUCAUGCACAAUUUUCUCCUGAUGGGAAGUUCAUUGCUUCAUGUUCUUUCGAUAAUACGGUUAGAGUGUGGUCCGCAACUGAUGGCCAAUUUUUAACUGUCUAUCGUGGCCAUGUGGGGCCUGUUUACAAAGUCGUGUGGUCCAUUGAUAACAAUUACGUUGUUUCGUGUAGCCAAGAUAGCACCUUGAAAUUGUGGAAAGUCAGCCACCUCGUUUCUCAGUUAAAAAACAAAAAGGGAAUUCCUUCAGGUGAAGAAGACACAGCUCCCUCAACUAAUGGGAUUUCCAACGAGCCGGAAGGAAAAAUCGAUUCAAAGCAGAAAAAUGGAAAAAAUUGCCUUAACGGUAAAAAUACAAAAAAAGUGAAAACACUGCUUGUGGACCUUCCUGGACAUUCAGACGCUGUGUACGCCAUUGACUGGUCGAAUGACGGCAAGUUUGUCGCCUCCGGAGGGAAAGACAAACUUUUGAAAAUAUGGUCCUACUGA